Messenger RNA from Penicillium canescens, 3216 nucleotides. RefSeq names its product putative potassium/sodium P-type ATPase. Lineage: Eukaryota; Fungi; Ascomycota; Eurotiomycetes; Eurotiales; Aspergillaceae. The record is from RefSeq and is a predicted model, not a curated record. Gene Ontology annotation, molecular function: ATP binding; ATP hydrolysis activity; P-type calcium transporter activity. The transcript has 4 exons. The coding region runs from base 1 to 3216 and encodes 1071 amino acids. Gene Ontology annotation, biological process: calcium ion transmembrane transport; intracellular calcium ion homeostasis. Gene Ontology annotation, cellular component: plasma membrane.
AUGGGCGUGAACGUAGAGUCUACUCUCGAUGUCGAGGAAUCGACGGAGCCUCCUAUAUGUGGUUAUACGGAACCCAGCUCCAAACCCAAUGUUGCCAGCACCCUAGAUAUUAGGCCCUGUGCUACCGAUGAGAAAUCUAUAUCGCAUAAAAGUGAUCAUCCCGCGCCGGUCGAUCUACCCCCUACUAGAGAGGGCUCCGAUCAGAGUGCCCACCUCAUAAAUCCAUCUGAGCUCGCUACUCUCCUCAAGACUGACCUUCGAAAUGGUAUCUCUGAUUCAGAAGCGGCAUCCCGCCUCGAGCGCGAUGGUCCGAAUACCGUGCGUGAAAUGGAGAGUGUCUCCGUCUGGGGGAUACUGCUAAGACAGGUGUCCAACAGUCUGACUCUAGUCCUUUUAAUCACCAUGGCCCUCUCCUUUGGAAUCGAUGAUUACAUAGAGGGCGGUGUUAUCACUGCAGUGAUUCUCCUAAACAUCAUCGUAGGCUUCAUCCAAGACUACAGAGCCGAAAAGACAAUCCUCUCACUACAUCGUCUCUCCGCUCCAAUAUGCAAAGUCAUCCGAGACGGUCGAAUCGCCUCUGUCAAAGCCGAAUCUCUCGUCCUGGGAGAUGUCGUGCAACUAGCCGUUGGCGACAUCGUCCCCGCCGAUCUCCGACUAUUCGACGGCAUGAAUGCUUCAAUGGACGAGGCGCUUCUCACCGGUGAAUCACUCCCAAUUCUCAAAACUCCCCAACUCACUCUCACCUCCCGUGAUAUCCCCAUUGGUGAUCGGACCAAUAUGGCCUAUUCGGGCUGUAGUACCACACAGGGUCGAGCAAUGGGAAUUGUCACGGCGAUCGGCAUGAACACCGAAGUCGGGAAGAUUGCCCAGUUGCUACAGACAGAGUCUGAUCUUGGUGAUUCGGGUCCUUUUGGUCGUGUGUGGAAACGGGUCAAGUUGUUCUUUAUGAAUAUCUUGGGGUUGGUUGGUACACCGCUGCAAGUGAAGCUGAGCAAAUUUGCACUUCUACUCUUCGCACUGGCAAUUCUAUUGGCCAUAAUCGUUUUCUCGGCCAACAAGUGGCAUGUCCAAGGCGAGGUUCUCAUCUACGGCAUUUGUGUUGCUGUAGCGGUCAUUCCAGAGUCGUUGAUUGCCGUUCUUACCAUCACCAUUGCUGUGGGUACAAAGGCUAUGGCAAGAGGGAAUGUCAUCGUGCGCAAACUUCAAUGUCUUGAGGCAGUCGGUGGUGUCACAAACAUCUGCUCUGACAAGACUGGAACAUUGACGCAAGGCAAGAUGAUUGCCCGCUCGGCUUGGAUUCCUGGUGCUGGGACUUUGACCGUAAGCCAGACGACCGAUACCUUUGAUCCGACUAGUGGAGUUGUUCAGUUGGAUGAAAUUGAUUGGAACUCAACUCGGCCUAUUGAGGAUCGUCCCGCCUUGCAUACCUUCCUGCGAGCGAUCUCUCUUUGCAAUCUCUCUACUAUUCAUCAUGAUAACAAGUUAUGGAGUGCAGUGGGUGAGCCCACGGAGAUUGCGCUUCAUGUCCUGGCUUUGCGCUUCAAUUUUGGGAAGAGCUCUGUUAUGAAGAGGCGUCAACUUCAACUGCACACAGAAUACCCAUUCGAUUCGGCUAUCAAGAAGAUGACCGUUGUCUACAAUAAUCCCCAAGAUAGGGCAAUGGAGAUAUACACCAAGGGAGCGCCAGAAACUAUCAUCCCUCAUCUAUAUAUCGAUGAAAGCGAGAGACAGACCAUUCGAGAUACAGCCGAUCGGAUGGCAGGUGAAGGUCUCCGUGUCCUGUGCAUUGCGUAUAAAACUGUUCUCGGAGGGGAUAUGUCUCAAGUAUCUCCCCGAAAUGCAGCCGAGUCAAACCUCCGCUUUGGCGGCCUAGUUGGACUCUACGAUCCCCCUAGAGUCGAAACAGCUGCAGCAGUGCGCCGAUGCCAAAUGGCAGGAAUCACUGUACACAUGCUCACAGGAGACCACAUCAAAACAGCAACGGCCAUCGCCUCAGAAGUCGGAAUUCUUGACCGCGUAACAGCUGUCGUAAAGGCGGGCAGACUGGUAAUGGCAGCCGACGAGUUCGAUAAACUGAGUGACGAUGAAAUCGACGCUAUCGAAGAGCUGCCUCUUGUCAUUGCCCGCUGUAGCCCCGCUACAAAGGUUCGCAUGGUAGACGCCAUGCAUCGGCGUGAGGCAUUCUGUGUCAUGACUGGCGAUGGUGUCAAUGACUCCCCUGCACUCAAAAGAGCAGAUGUCGGUAUUGCUAUGGGGAAGAAUGGAAGUGACGUUGCCAAGGAAGCGGCUGAUAUGGUCUUGACGGAUGAUAAUUUCUCAUCUAUUGUUAAGGCGGUUGAGGAGGGAAGGCGGCUUUUUGAUAAUAUCCAAAAGUUCCUCAUGCAUUUGCUCAUCUCGAACAUUGCCCAAGUCAUCCUCCUUUUGAUUGCGCUCGCCUUCAAAGAUGAAGGCGGAGACUCAGUCUUCCCAUUAUCUCCACUCGAGAUCCUCUGGGCGAACCUGGUCACAUCCUCCUUUCUAGCUGUAGGUCUCGGGCUAGAAGAAGCCCAACCAGAUAUCAUGUACAGACCACCCCACGACCUCCGCAUCGGCGUCUUCACUCGCGAGCUGAUAGUCGACAAAAUGAUAUACGGAACGUUCAUGGGCACCUUGUGCCUCGUUGCAUUUGUCUGCGUGAUCUACGCCGCUGGCACAGGCACUUCAUCUCUAGGCGAUGGAUGUAACUCGGGUUAUAAUCCAACGUGCGAUAGUGUCUUCCGUGCUCGGGCAACUACAUACGCAACGCUAACUUUCCUCCUGCUUGUCACGGCUUGGGAAGUGAAACACUUUUCUCGUUCCUUAUUUAACAUGGAUCCCCUUCGGUAUCCAAAGACUCUUUCUGUUUUCCCUACAGUCUGGAAGAACAGGUUCUUGUUUUGGGCUGUUAUGGCUGGAUUUGUUAUUGCAUUUCCAGUUAUCUAUCUUCCUGUUGUUAACCAGCUUGUUUUCAAGCAUCAGGCUAUAACUUGGGAGUGGGGUGUUGUCUUUGGGUGUACGCUUGUUUACCUGGUCUGUGUUGAGAGCUGGAAGGCUGUCAAGCGGGCGUUUGGGAUUGGGAGUGGGAAGAAUGCUACUCUUACCUUGGAAGAUGCUGAGAUGAGGGCUGGUCUGGCUACUUUGACGCCCCUCUCGCUGAGUGCGAAUGCUAGUGCUAAUGCUAGUGUCGAGUUGAAAUGA